Moneuplotes crassus is the source of this 1530-nucleotide messenger RNA. Lineage: Eukaryota; Ciliophora; Spirotrichea; Euplotida; Euplotidae. The record is from the annotation of a GenBank genome assembly.
UAGUUUUAUUCAAAAUGGAGCAGAAUCCGAAGAAGAUACAAGUUCAGUCAGAAAAUCUAGGUAAGCAUUCAUCCCAAUUGUUGAGCUGAUAACUCGUACCUAUAGAAAUUAUGAGAGGAGAUCUAAGUGCAGAGACGAGCUCUGACAUUACUCAAAAGCAGUCAAAUGAGGGCUGGUCAAUUCCAGAAAUUGCGCGGAAUUUUUAUGAGUUUCCAAAUUAUCUCAAGAAAAGCUUCGAAGAAUCCCAUGAUGAAGCAAGUGUGCAUAUGGGUCAAAUCGAAGAAGACAAGGAAGGCUCUUCAGAUCCGUCAAGUAUGACAGGCACCUCUGAAGAUACCUAUAUUUCCCUUCAGGAGCCUGUAAAGGAAAGAACGAGAUGUUGGGACACCAACCCAUGGAAACUAAAAGCAAGCAAAGCCAAGUUUGAUGCAAUCUGCUCUUCCGCUGGCAAUAAUCAGAGCACCCAGUUAAUCAAGCCUCCAAACCAAAAUGAGAGCGUACCAUCGAACACAACUUGCCAAAAAGCUGAUGGCAAGUCUAGAAAAGUCAAUCCGUUCGGAGUUUAUGUGGAUGCAGAUUGAACAAGACUCAAAGAAUCUGUCUCCGAGAGUAGUUUUGACAUCCCUGAUCAAGAUGAGCUCAAGGAAGAGAAUUCAGUGAAUCCUUUUACGAAGAAAUAUGAAAGUACCAUCUCUUCAAAUAAAUUUCGACCCAGUCGAGCUGGCAUGUACUAUUCUACCAUUUGGGAGAAAUCUAAGUGAAUUAUGAAAGAAUUGAAUGUGCAGCAGAAAUAUGUAGACAUCCAGAGAAAUGCGUAUCCAGAUUUCGGAGGAAAUGUGGAAGAAGAGAUAUACAUAGAGUCCCCUCACGGGUUUGAACUUUGCAGAGAUACUGGUUGUGUAAAUUAUAAAAACUGAUUUCUCAGAUUUCCUUAUGGGAAUAAAAUUAUGACUCUAUCAGAGAAACUCAAGGAUCUUUGAAUUUUCUUGUCUCAAACUUUUCCGAGAAGAGUGAAAUCUUGAGACAUAUAUUUUCCAGAGAGUGAAUGCGCUCCUCCCAAUCAUAUUUUACCUCAAAUCUUGAAAAUUAACUCUGCAGUUGAGAAGGAAAUAUCUUUUAGUGUUUAUCGAUUCAAUGAAAGGCAUUUCAAAAGAUCCCUUGCAGCUUUCAGACAUAUUGAAAAUAUCGAAUUCAAUAGCUGCACUCUCUUAGUCCCAAGAGUUCCUGAUCUUUCGUUGGCUCUCAAGGGCUCUAAGAUCAAGGAGUUAAAGUUCUGCCAUAGUGUUGUCUCAAGUAGUGACGACGAAUUUACCAACCCUGGUGAACUGGAGAACUUGAUUAAAGGAUUCACCACUUCUCCUGAUCUUAUGCAAAGUUUGCAACAGUUAAAGUUUCAAGAUUGGGAGAUUGAAGAAGAAUUGCCAGAAAAUUUUGAAGAAUCAUUCACAAAAAAAUUUGAAAAUUCUUUCGGAAAAAGAAUUGAAAUUACAUUUCCCCGAUAUUAACUAAAAACUAGAGGAUUGGAGCUUG